Molecule: messenger RNA, 4617 nt
Organism: Neoarius graeffei (lesser salmon catfish)
Lineage: Eukaryota; Metazoa; Chordata; Actinopteri; Siluriformes; Ariidae
Gene: ralaa
Product: v-ral simian leukemia viral oncogene homolog Aa (ras related)
Exons: 5
Coding region: 410-1030 (206 amino acids)
Biological process (GO): regulation of exocytosis; Ras protein signal transduction
Cellular component (GO): plasma membrane
Molecular function (GO): GDP binding; GTPase activity; GTP binding
Source: RefSeq, a predicted model, not a curated record
UCUCCUAAGGCGGUGGUCUGGAAGGGUUAUGCUAAUGAGUGUUGGGUUAAACACUGGAUUUAUGUCAGUUUGGAUAAAAACCUGGGGUUGAGAAGAACAUUUUAAUUAUAGUUUGGAUCCAGGAUACUGAGUGCCAUCUGGGUGGGGAAGAGAAAGGAGGAGAAAAAGGAAAGGAAAGGAAAGCAAGGACUCCUCCUAGAUAUAUAGUCUUCUAUAUUAAUUUGUCUCUUUAUUGACUGCCUCCUCAGAAGUAAAGGUACACGCUUUGUCCUUGCGCGUCGUCUUCUCCAAAGUCCACGUUGCUCCUGAUCACAUCUGUGACCUUGUACCAUUUCCUUCUCACUGAUUUCUCAGCGCACUCCGACACCUGCCCCAAUCCUCCUCGCUUACCCCACCCUCCUGAAUUGCCAUGGCAGCCGCCAAGCCAAAAGGGCAGAACUCUCUGGCCCUUCAUAAAGUGAUCAUGGUCGGCAGUGGAGGUGUGGGCAAGUCAGCUCUCACCUUGCAAUUCAUGUACGAUGAGUUUGUGGAAGACUAUGAGCCUACGAAAGCAGACAGCUACAGGAAGAAGGUAGUCCUUGAUGGAGAGGAGGUUCAGAUCGACAUUCUGGAUACAGCAGGUCAAGAAGACUAUGCGGCCAUUAGGGACAACUACUUCCGCAGUGGAGAGGGCUUCCUCUGCGUCUUCUCCAUCACCGAGCUGGAAUCAUUUGCUGCGACUGCUGACUUCAGAGAGCAGAUCCUGCGCGUGAAGGAGGACGAGAACGUACCCUUCCUUCUGGUGGGGAAUAAAUCGGACCUGGAGGACAGGAGACAGGUGAGCGCGGACGAGGCUAAGAGUCGAGCUGAGCAGUGGGGCGUGUGCUACGUGGAAACGUCAGCCAAAACCCGUGCCAACGUGGACAAGGUGUUCUUCGACUUGAUGAGAGAAAUCCGUGCCAGGAAGAUGGAGGAAAGCAAGGAGAAGAAUGGGAAGAAGAAAAGGAAAAGUCUGGCCAAGAGAAUUCGAGAGAGAUGUUGCAUUUUAUAGUAAAAAAAAAAAAAAGUGCUUUAACAAUCAUUGCCAUGCUCUUCCCUUAUGUUUUAAAUAUGUAAAUAUGUCUCUUCCGUAUUUCGCCUCACAGCCAGCUAAUCCUGGCGGGUGUGUGGGGUGUGCAGCGUUGUCACGGUGAUUGUGCGUCAGAGCCGGAGUUGCUUUUGCCUCAGGUGAAGCUUCUAGGAACUCUUUCUCACUUUGCACCAUGUGUUCGUUGUUUUGUUAUGUACCAGAAAUCCACAUCUUGUGGAGUGUCUGUCUUUUGUUGGCACUAGUCACAUUUCAGAUUGCUGUCAAUCCAAACAGAGAUUUUUACAGGUUCAGCACAAACCCCAGGAUCCUGCUGCUCGAUUAAAAUCCUGAACUGGAACCAGCAGGUCAGAAAACGUGGACCACUCGUGUAAACUACGACCGCUGUUUUGGAUUCAGGUCUAUUGCGUCUGGGAUAUUUGCUCACUUUUUUUUGUGAAAAGAGGUCAAAUAACCCACCAGGCCUUGAGCUGCCUUAGACAGAAUGAAAUCCGAUGGAAAUAAGUCUCUAACGGGCCAUUGUGUGUCCUUGUUGUGAAAACAUUUUAACUUUGCAUAAAAUUUAAAUAUAUUGUUCUAUUUAAAAUGGUGUGACCUGAUUGGCUGUCAGUUGGGAUUAAUUGUUGCUAUUUACAUUCAAAGCACAGUAACAUCUUUGGGUUAAUAGCUAGCAAACGCCUACACUUAUGAACUACCCUACAAGACGCUAGUCGUGUGUACGGUUAGGGUUCGGGUUAUAAUUUCCCCCUUUAUUUAAUUUUAUGCUUUUUGCUAAGCUAUGAGAAAUGUGAAUUAGAAACAGGAAGUUGCUUGUGAAGCAUAUUUAGGCCAUUUGACUUCCUGAUGCCUUGAUGUCCAAUGUGAAUGUGAAGCUCCAUAUUCAGCCUUUUAAUCAAGUGUAGGAUUGGAGCAGUAGUUUGCAGGGAAGGCCACUUACCCUGUGUAACAUUGAUUUGAAACUGUUAACACUGUGCAGGGCUUUAUUACACUACGUUCAGACUGCAACCCGAAACGACCCGUAUCCGAUUUGUUGUGAAAUCCGAUUUUUUUCUUAGGCCGUUCACAUUACCAAUUAUAUGAGACUUGUAUGCGAUCUCCAGUAUGAACGGAAAACGACCCAAAAGUGUCCCGCAUGCGCAAAUUGACACGUAAUAAGCACAUCUACGUAAUACGUAAACAACAACAAAAAAAAGCGUCGUCCGCCAUUGUUGUUGUUUUCCACCAAAGAGGCGGGAUUAGCCAACGCAGAAUAGUGACGUUUGUCUCUUGUUGAUGACGUGUAGGUCGCAUGAAUGCGACCUGUCCGGUCAAACUGCAGUCGCAUGUGAAAAUAACGGAUAUGCACCGGAAUUAGGACCACAUAUCCAAGCGGCCUGGGUCGCAUGUGAAAAAAAUCGGAUCUGUGUCGUUCAGAUUGUCAAUAACAAAUCGGAUACAGGUCGCAUAUGGGCAAAAAAAUCGGAUAUGGGUCGUUUCAGGGUGCAGUCUGAACGUAGUCUUAGUGUGAGGUUUUUUUUUUUUUUCCAAUUUGUUCUCUGCCAUAUCAUCAGAGACGCAAUUUACAAAAAAAAAAAGUUCUGACUAAUGCUGAUGCCGUGUGAAAUACUACAACAAUGUUUGUCUUUUUCUGUGCGGUUUGUGAAGUGGCUGUUGUGUGCUUUUUAUUCUUUUUUUUUGACAAAUUGCAUCAAAACACUUUACUGAGUAAGGUUUGUUUUAAAUGCCAUUGUUUUUACUGAUGAAAGAAUGACUGAUUUUAUUUUAGACAUUUUUUUAAAAUGUUACUUUCAGUACACUCCUACACCGAUCAGCCAUAAACUUAAAACUACUGACGGGUGACUAACAUUGAUUAUCUCAUUACAAUGGCACCUGUCAAGGGGUGAGAUAUAUUUUGCAGCAAGAGAACAGUCAGUUCUUGAAGUUGAUGUGUUGGAAGCAGGAAAAAUGGGCAAGCGUAAGGAUCUGAGUGACUUUGACAAGGGCCAAAUAGUGAUUGCUAGAUGUCUGGGUCUGAGCAUCUCCAAAAUGGCACACCUUGUGGGGUGUUCCCGGUAUACAGCGGUUAGUACCUACCAAAAGUGGCCCAAAGAAGGACAACCAAUGAAGUGGUGACAAGGUCAUUGAUGCGUGUGGGGAAUGAAGGCUAACCCGUCUGGGUCGAUCCAACAGAAGCGUUACUGUAGGACAAAUUGCUCUGACACUGGGCACGUGAGCUUCAGAACUGGACCUGGUGGCCUGGUCUGAUGAAUCAUGUUUUCUUUCAUAUCACGUGGAGAGCUGGGUGCAUGCGCUUGGCUUACUUGGGGAAGAAAUGGCACCAAGGUUCACUAUGGCAAGCCAAGCUGGUGGUGGCAGUGUGAUGUUCUGCUGGGAAACCUUGUAUCCUGGCAUUCAUGUGGAUGUUACUUUGACACGGACCACCUACCCUAAACAUGGUUUCAAACCAAGUACAUCCCUUCAUGGCAACGGCAUUCCCUGAUGGCAGUGGCCUCUUUCAGCAGGAUAAUGCGCCCUGCCACACUUCAGAUAUUGUUCAGGAACAUAACAAAUGGUUCAAGGUGUUGACUUGGCAUCCAAAUUUCACAGAUCUCUAUCUAAUGUGGGAUGUGCUGGAAAAAACAAGUCCAAUCCAUGGAGUCCUCACCUCACAACUUGCAGGACUUGAAGGAUCUGUCUUGGUGCCAGAUACCGCAGCACACCUUCAGAGGUCUUGUGGAGUUCACGCCUCUGUGUCCACUGUUCUGGUAGCACAAAAAGGACCGACACACAAUCAAGCAGGUGGUUUUCAUGUUCUGGCUGAUUAGUGUACUGUUUUUUUCUUUCGUUAUUAUACCUCUUUUGUUAAAAUGCGCCAACGUGCAGUUUGCUUAAUUUACCAAAACUCUCCGAUUUAAGUGUCGUGAAGGUCAAGGCUCGAUGUGUUAGCUCUCACUUUCAAAAUGUGCUGUGAAAUAAGAAUCAUAACUCCACUCCUCUAUCUUUCAGUAAAUCGAGCUGUAAACUCUAACAAAAGCCAGGCAUGUGUUCUGCAAAUGGACAAGUGGCACUAAAGGUUGGAGAUGAUGCAAACACGUUGUUACUGGGUGUGAUUUUUUUUUUUUUUUUAAAUAUAUAAAGAGAAAUGGAACUGGUUUAUAAAAACAAUCUGAAACCUGGGAGACUCGAAGCAAACCAUUUUGUAAAAUUGCCGUUGGAAAUCAAUGGAGAAUUAUACCAGUAACUACCAUGAUGCUAUUUAUGGCGACUCGUAGUUCACCGUUAAUAACGGUAUCAAACGUUGAACUGUAACUUUAAAGUAUGGAAGGGUAGUGAGCGAUAACCCUGGUGAGCUUUUGUAGCAAAUUUAUUUAGCUCUGCUUUGCUUGCUUACUUACUAAUCCUGUCAAUGGUGCUAAUUUUUUGCUUAUUUGCAACGGCUCACUUGUCUGUUCAUGUGUGUGCAAGCGUGUGCACUUUUUUUUUCCUUUUUUUUUUUAAAUCAUAUAAAUGGUGUACAUGCCCAUACAAAUUAUUAUAUUGAAUUUAAUACAAUCCAAUUUCAUUAAUGUAUA